Molecule: messenger RNA, 899 nt
Organism: Rhipicephalus sanguineus (brown dog tick)
Lineage: Eukaryota; Metazoa; Arthropoda; Arachnida; Ixodida; Ixodidae
Product: abasic site processing protein HMCES-like
Exons: 5
Biological process (GO): DNA damage response
Molecular function (GO): single-stranded DNA binding
Source: RefSeq, a predicted model, not a curated record
UAUGCUUACUUGAUGGCAGUGGUCUGUCAAAGCCAUGCCUCAGCCUUGCCUGCCAGUACCAGGACCCUGAGGGUUCGUACCAGUGUCCAGAGUGGUGCGACAUUGAUUUGAAUGGCACCUACAAGCCUUCCUACAAUGUAGCACCCACAAGUUAUUGCCCAGUGCUGGUUGACAACAGCAAGCUUGAUGACAACAUGCCAUCUAAGAGGGUGUUGGCCGCCAUGAAGUGGGGGCUUGUGCCGAGCUGGCAUCGAGGGGACCCGGCGGACUUCGAGCUGCACAAAUUCAAUUGCCGUGUGGAGGGCUGUAACAGCCGAAAGUGCUACCAGCCUGCGAUUGCAAAGGGCCGCCGUUGUGUGGUUGUUGCCGAAGGCUACUACGAGUGGAAAAAGCCCGCAUCUUGCGCAACCAAGGAGGCAUUUUUCGUCUAUUUCAAGCAACCAGCAGGCAUAUCUAUGGUCACACGGGAUUGGGACUGCAAUGGGAAGGAGAAAACUCUCUUCCAGGACGGCCGUUGGCAAGGUCCCAAGCUGCUGACAAUGGCCGCCAUAUUUGACAUCAACAAGGGUGUCUACUCAUUCAGCAUCAUGACCAUGGCAGCACCAGAAUACAUGGCAUGGCUGCAUGACAGGGUGCCUGUAAGUGACCCCGCUGAGUUUUGUGUCACUCUUCAAGUUCACAGAUCCUUAGAAGGUCCACACCCAUUGCCUCACAUCUGCAUGGUGACGAGGUCGGUCAGGCUCAGUGGCAGUGUGGUGGUCCCCAUGGCUACUCAGGCCGACCACGUCAUCUGCUUCGUACUGUCCAUUGUUCCGAAAUCUCGCAGUCUCACGUUCAUGCAGCGAGGGUCAUCGAGCCGGCGAGAUUUCACGCUGGCAAAGGUGGAUCGGGUCACGUGA